Messenger RNA from Populus trichocarpa (black cottonwood), 3418 nucleotides. RefSeq names its product receptor protein kinase TMK1. The transcript has 2 exons. Gene Ontology annotation, molecular function: protein binding; ATP binding; protein kinase activity. Lineage: Eukaryota; Viridiplantae; Streptophyta; Magnoliopsida; Malpighiales; Salicaceae. Bases 217 to 3009 code for a protein of 930 amino acids. Gene Ontology annotation, biological process: protein phosphorylation. The record is from RefSeq and is a predicted model, not a curated record.
UCCUUCAGACAGAAAAAGGGUUUUAUCUUUUUUUUAAUUCACACUUUUCUCGCCACUCUCUUCCUCACCUCCAUCUCCGCGUUUUUUUCUGCCAAAAUUCUCUCUCCCUGCAAAUAAAACAUAAAUAAAUAAAAUCUCUUUCUCUCAUCUGAUUUCGUAAACCCUAGCAGAGUAACCCUCUCUCUCUUAAAAAAAAAAAACUCUCUGAAACGCCACAUGGGUGUUUGGCUUUUCACCAAUUUCUCACUCUUUCUUUCCCUACUACUAUGUCUAGCCAAUUCUCAGCAAAACGACGACGCAGCAGCCAUGAUGAAACUGAGAGGCAGCCUUGGCAACCCAUCUACUCUCGGCUGGUCUGGCUCUGACCCAUGUAACUGGCUCCACGUGGGUUGCUUAGAUAACCGGGUCACUCGGAUCCAAAUAGGCAAUCAGAAUUUACAAGGUACUCUCCCCCCAGAACUCAAAGACUUGACUCAGCUAACUCGGUUCGAGGUCAUGAACAACCAGUUAACGGGCGCAUUACCGAGUUUAUCAGGUUUAAGCUUUCUCCAAGUCCUCUUUUUACAUAACAACACUCUCUCUUCAAUUCCUCCUGAUUUUUUCGCCGGAAUGACGUCCUUAACCAGCGUCUAUUUGGAUUACAAUCCUUUUGAAUCAUGGGAGAUACCGGAGAGUCUCAAGGAUGCUAGUGCUUUGAAGGAAUUCUCGGCGAACGGUGCUAAUGUAGCUGGCAAAAUCCCUGAAUUUUUUAACAGCGAUGUGUUUCCUGGCAUGGAGACUUUGCAUUUAGCUUUUAAUUAUUUUGAGGGUGGAUUGCCCCUCAAUUUUUCGGGGUCUACUAUACAAUCUUUAUGGCUUAACGGCCAAAAGAGUAAUUCGAGGCUAAAUGGUACUAUUUCUAUCCUGCAAAACAUGACUUCAUUGAAAGAAAUUUGGCUCCAAGGAAAUCAUUUUACGGGUCCUUUGCCUGAUUUGUCUGGGAUGAUUUCAUUGGAAGAUUUGAAUUUAAGGGAUAAUAGCUUGACGGGUGUUGUUCCGCCAUCAUUGCUGAACAUUUCUACACUUCGUGUUGUCAAUUUCACUAAUAAUAAGCUCCAGGGACCGACGCCCAGUUUUGCUAGGACAGUUGAUGCGGAUAUGAUUCCCGGGACUAAUAAUUUUUGUUUGGAUAAUCCUGGUGUUGCUUGUAAUGCUACUGUUAAUGUUUUGUUGUCGGUUGCAAAAAACUUUGGAUACCCUGCUAGUCUUGCUGACCUUUGGAAAGGAAAUGAUCCUUGCACAUCCACCCAAGCCUGGAAAGGAAUUACUUGUGGUGGAGGGGAUAUUUUGGUGAUUAACUUGAAGAAAGCAGGACUUAGCGGUACCAUUUCUUCAGACUUUUCUUUGAUUUCGAGACUACAGAAAUUGAUUCUUUCUGAUAACAUGCUUACUGGUACGAUACCCGAUGAGCUUAUAAGUUUGUCUAAUCUUGCUUUAUUAGAUGUCUCGAAUAAUAAACUCUCUGGUCAAAUACCCAAGUUUAGAAGUAAUGUGCAAGUGGAAUAUGGUGGAAAUCCUGAUAUUGGAAAGAUUAACACUAGCUAUGCUCCCCCUGGUGCUCCUGGAAGUACACCUUCUGGUACAGGUGGUGGUUCGGAUGGUAGUGGAAACAAGAACUCAGCUAGUGGAAAGAUUGUGGGUUCUGUGAUUGGUGCUGUUGGUGUUGUAUGUGUGGUUGGGUUAGGUGUAUUCUUUUAUAGUAAGAAACAAAAGCGAUCUAGUAAGGUUCAGAGUCCAAAUAUGAUGAUUAUUCACCCGCGCCGCUCAUGGGAUCAGGAUGAGGUGAAAAUCACUGUUGCUGGAUCAAGUGCAAAUAGUGGAGUUGAGAGCUUUACUGAUAGUGUUGGACCCAGUGACAUUCAAGUGGUCAGGACUGAGAAUAUGGUGAUCUCAAUUCAAGUUUUAAGAAAUGUUACGAAUAAUUUUAGUGAAGAAAAUAUAUUGGGAAGAGGUGGAUUUGGGACUGUAUACAAGGGGGAGUUGCAUGAUGGAACAAAAAUUGCAGUAAAGAGGAUGGAGUCGGGAGUGAUUAGCGAGAAGGGUCUAGCAGAGUUCAUGUCUGAGAUUGCAGUGCUUACCAAGGUUCGACACCGCCAUCUAGUCGCCCUUCUAGGAUAUUGCUUGGAUGGAAAUGAGAGGCUUCUUGUUUAUGAAUAUAUGCCUCGGGGGACUCUUAGCAGUCAUCUUUUUAGUUGGAAGGAGGAGGGUGUCAAACCGCUCGACUGGACUAGAAGAUUAACUAUUGGCUUGGAUGUUGCUAGAGGCGUUGAAUACCUACAUGGGCUGGCACAUCAAAGUUUUAUUCACAGGGAUCUCAAGCCUUCCAAUAUUCUUCUAGGAGAUGAUAUGCGGGCCAAAGUGGCUGAUUUUGGAUUGGUUCGUCUUGCUCCAGAAGGGAAAGCUUCAAUUGAAACGAGACUAGCUGGAACUUUUGGAUAUCUUGCUCCUGAAUAUGCAGUGACUGGUCGAGUGACUACCAAGGUUGAUGUGUUCAGCUUUGGAGUCAUAUUAAUGGAGAUGAUCACAGGAAGGAAGGCACUGGAUGAGACCCAGCCUGAGGACAGCUUGCAUCUUGUUACUUGGUUCCGUAGGAUGCACAUCAACAAAGACACGUUCCGUAAAACCAUUGACCCAACCAUUAAUCUUGAUGAGGAAACCCUUGGUAGCAUUAGCACAGUUGCCGAUCUAGCAGGCCACUGCACUGCAAGGGAGCCCUACCAAAGGCCAGACAUGGGUCACGUGGUUAAUGUUCUGUCAUCUCUUGUUGAGAUUUGGAAACCAGCAGAACCAGAUUCUGAUGAAAUGUAUGGGAUUGAUUUUGAGAUGCCCUUGCCCGAAGUGCUCCUGAAGUGGCAGGCAUUUGAUGGAAGCAGCUCUUCAUUUCUUGCCAGUGGGGAUAAUACCCAGACUAGCAUACCUACUCGGCCAUCUGGCUUUGCGGAGUCGUUUACAUCAGCAGAUGGACGGUAGAGAAGGAAGGUAAAGGAAGUCAUGUGUCUAGCGAUAUCAGUCUGUAAACAGGCGGUUGUGGUAGGAGUGGCUCUCUCUGAAUGCUUAGCUUGUGAUUCUUACCACCCCCACCCUUUGGCUUGGUAGUUUAUAUUUUUCUGGUGCUUUUGAGUGUAGGAAAUGCAGAUAGACAGAUAUUUGAAGAGUGGAUUAGCUUUCAUUUGUCCGUCGUUUUGUUUUCUUCGUCUCUUGUUUCAUUGGGAUCUGACACAAAUGAUAAUCAAUCCCUUUUGUUCAAUGUGUUUCCCAGCAGCUCUUUUUUUUUUUUUUGUAACCAACAGUUAUGAUCCCGUUCUGUAGAGGAAAUGGCGGGAAUUCUAUUUAUUGGGAUGUCAUCAUCGCCUAAAUCAUGAGUUGCUGCUUUAUUUCA